Molecule: messenger RNA, 1146 nt
Organism: Plasmopara halstedii
Lineage: Eukaryota; Oomycota; Peronosporomycetes; Peronosporales; Peronosporaceae
Product: serine threonine-protein phosphatase pp-x isozyme 2
Exons: 7
Coding region: 1-1146 (381 amino acids)
Biological process (GO): peptidyl-serine dephosphorylation; double-strand break repair via homologous recombination
Cellular component (GO): cytoplasm; nucleus
Molecular function (GO): protein serine/threonine phosphatase activity
Source: RefSeq, a predicted model, not a curated record
AUGGCGGCAAGUCAGAGUGAUCUGGAUAGACAGAUUGAACAGCUGAAGCGCUGCGAGUAUCUCAAGGAGUCAGAAGUUAAAGCAUUAUGUCAGAAGGCGCGCGAGAUCCUCGUGGACGAAAGCAAUGUGCAGCGUAUUGAUGCCCCUGUAACGAUCUGCGGUGACAUUCACGGUCAAUUUUACGAUCUUAAAGAGCUAUUCAACGUGGGUGGCGAAUGUCCCGAGACAAACUAUCUGUUUAUGGGCGACUUUGUUGACCGUGGAUUUUACAGUGUGGAAACAUUUUUGCUGCUGCUCGCACUAAAGGUGCGGUACCCCGAUCGCAUUACGCUGAUUCGUGGUAAUCACGAAAGUCGUCAGAUCACCCAGGUGUACGGCUUCUAUGAUGAGUGCCUUCGCAAGUAUGGCUCGGUGAAUGUAUGGCGAUAUUGCACGGAGAUUUUUGAUUAUUUAAGCUUGUCGGCGAUUAUCGAGGACAAGAUUUUUUGCGUUCACGGCGGGUUGUCUCCAUCGAUUAACACGCUUGAUCAGAUUCGUAUCAUUGACCGUAAGCAAGAAGUUCCGCACGAUGGGGCUAUGUGCGACCUUAUGUGGUCCGAUCCGGAAGAUAUUGACGGCUGGGGACUUAGUCCUCGUGGUGCUGGUUAUCUUUUCGGCGGUGAUGUUGUGGAGAAGUUUAAUGAGACAAAUGACAUCCAGCUUAUCUGCAGAGCGCAUCAGCUUGUGAUGGAAGGGCACAAAUCCAUGUUUAGUAGUGCAUUGGUGACUGUUUGGUCGGCGCCCAACUACUGCUACCGUUGCGGCAAUGUCGCGGCAAUCUUGGAGAUGGACGAACAUUUGGAACAGCGAUUUAAGAUUUUCGAGGCUGCACCGCAAGACGCACGUGGUGUGCCUGCAAAGAAGCCGGCUCCUGACUAUUUUUUUAUGCUACACAUCAUAGCACGAAGCAAUAUGGGUAACCUUGUGGACAGCUUACUUUUGGUGGCGGUUGUCGUUUCUUCUUUGCUACGCAUGGGCAUGAUAGUGCAGACUAUAUUAACAAACGGAUUUCCUCGAUACUUAGCGCAACGCGAAUUAAAGCUAAGUUUUGUGCGAAAAACAGUUAAGAGCUUGAUCGUAAGCUUUAGAGCACAUCGCUUAAGCUAG